Phycodurus eques (leafy seadragon) is the source of this 1060-nucleotide messenger RNA. It is a transcript of the gene pqbp1, whose product is annotated as polyglutamine binding protein 1. The coding region runs from base 150 to 827 and encodes 225 amino acids. The transcript has 7 exons. Gene Ontology annotation, molecular function: ribonucleoprotein complex binding; protein binding. The record is from RefSeq and is a predicted model, not a curated record. NCBI's taxonomy places the organism in Eukaryota, Metazoa, Chordata, Actinopteri, Syngnathiformes, Syngnathidae. Gene Ontology annotation, cellular component: cytoplasm; nuclear body. Gene Ontology annotation, biological process: alternative mRNA splicing, via spliceosome.
UGCAUUGUCAAUAACUGUUUAAUAACAAUAUCGUGUAAAUUGUUCCUUGAUAAACAAUUAGUACAAGGUUGUAGGUAAUACCACGCGUCAUCAACGUGCGCCAGUGGAAGUGGUUUCGUCAAUUCUGCUGGCGAUUGUCUCAAAGCAGGAUGCCUCUUCCUGCGGCACUGCUGGCCCGCUUGGCCAAGAGAGGGAUUGUAAAACCGACAGGACAAGGGGCAGAUGAGGAGAUUAUAGCUGAAGAUUACGACGACAACAAUGUUGAUUAUGAAGCCACAAGGGUUGAAAAUCUGCCGCCAAACUGGUAUAAAGUCUUUGACCCUGCUUGUGGUCUUCCUUACUACUGGAACGUUGAGACAGACUUGGUGGCCUGGCUGUCCCCAAACGACCCAUCUGCUCAGAUAACAAAAGCUGCCAAGAAACAAAAAGCUGAGGUGGGGGACGAUCGAGUUGAGCGUCAAUCUGAGAAGCCAGACAGAGAGCGGGACAGAGAUCGCGACCGCUAUCGAGACAGAGAUCGGGAACGAGAGCGCGACCGUGAGAGGGAUGAGCGCCGGGAACGAGACAGAAGAAAGCAGAGGAGGGAAGACACUGCACCGUAUAACAAGGCAAAAAGAGGUAAAAAAGAUGAUGAAGUGGACCCCAUGGACCCAAGUGCAUAUUCUGAUGCGCCAAGGGGCUUGUGGUCAAGUGGCCUUCCCAAACGUAACGAAGCAAAGACAGGAGCCGAUACAACAGCUGCUGGGCCUCUGUUCCAGCAACGACCGUACCCGAGUCCAGGAGCUGUACUGCGCGCUAACGCUGCUAACCAAUUUGUCAAGGAGUAACACCAACUCCCAGCUGUACCUAUGCUGUAUGUAUUCUGGUUGACAUAACAGUUCUUCAUUUUUGUCGUAACAUUGGAAAAGGAGUCAUCUUGGGUCAUUUUGUAGGCAAUGAGCAUAAGCCAGGCGUUCUGAUCUUGCAAUUGUUCCAACAGAGCGGUGACAGUGACUCACUGAUGAUUGAAGUCAGUGAGGAAGAGCAUGUUCUGUCUUAAGCAAAUAAAUGAUAAAUAGAU